This is a messenger RNA of Babesia sp. Xinjiang, 2658 nucleotides long. RefSeq lists its product as uncharacterized. The record is from RefSeq and is a predicted model, not a curated record. NCBI's taxonomy places the organism in Eukaryota, Apicomplexa, Aconoidasida, Piroplasmida, Babesiidae. The transcript has a single exon. The coding region runs from base 1 to 2658 and encodes 885 amino acids.
AUGGCGAAACCGUCAGCCGGAGUCCAGCAAUACACCGAACUAGCUCAUCCCCCGGGUAGCCUGAAGGAAUGUAUCGAUUGGAUUCUUAGGGUGACGGAGAAGGAUGGGAAGAAUGGUGGCGGUAAUGGUGAUGGUUCCACUCAAAUUGGAGAGAAGGUUGUGGAGUUACUACAGAAGGCGGAAGAUUACUUGACUCAGGAAAUUAACAAACACAAUGGUGACGCAGAAGCCACCACCAAACUCAAAAAGGAUAAAGCUGUGCUUGAAACAGUAACAACAUCGUUGAAAAAUGGAAGUGGUUCUAAUUUGAUCACCAAAUUGGCCGAUGAGUUGAAGAAGUUCAUUGGAUGGCAGGAGAAUGGUAAUGGUCAACCUGACGGAAAUGGUAUUGCCCAAAGUGGAUACGAAUCAUCGUACGGACAAGAAGCCAACUGGAAUAAUGCCUCCACCGAAAAUGACCAACAACUUUGCGCCUCGAUCUUCCUCGGCGCGCUCCCCCUAAUUUUUUCUGGAUUAAGCUAUUUGUAUUGGCAAUGCAACGAGAGUGAAGGUAUUGAUAGCGAAGAUAGUGGUAGCGAACAACUUACAAGAUGGUCCAAUGCGACUCAAAUUACUAAUACCAAUGCAGGUAUCGGCAUCUAUUUCGCCUCCUGUGGUUAUAAAAGUGUUGACCUACAAAAUGGUAAGACAGCCAACGAAAUCAAAAAUUUAAUUGACCAACAAUUCAAUAACAGCGCCAAAGUCUCCCACGCCUACCCCGUGUACAUCAAUGCUGUACUGGAAAACACCAGAAAAAAUGCCUCUGGCAAUGCCACCUCCUACCCCCUCACCUCCCUCUACAUAUGCUCCACAUACUAUUUCCAAUCGCAAUUCCAAAAUGGUACCCAUGUCCCAACCACCAUCAGAGAAAUGCUCUACUGGCUCAUGGCGCUGCCCUAUAGUGAGUGUUUCCAGUUGGCACCAGAAGCUAUUAAAAAGACUAUUAAUGAUAUUACUAAGAACAAUUCUGGUAGUGAUAGUAUACCAUUCGAUGUGGGUCCCACCUUAAACCAUACUGACCCUUUCGAUUGUUAUAUGUCAACCACUUGCCAUUACGCCGCUGUGGUCCUAUCCACUAUGCAAGGAACAAUUUGUGACACCACUCCUGGUAAUCCACCUAAUAUUCACACCAUAUAUGAUAAUUCUCACUUCAAAUUUAACUACCCAAAGAACCCAUCCGAUUGGUUCAAUAAGCUCUGGGAUGUGGUAUAUCACUUAAUAACGCAAUUAUAUUUCCUUAAAGAGCAAUGUAGAACAUGUUUCGGCGCCGGUUGUGGUUGGCAGUGGUGUCAAUAUGGUGAUGGUAUCAACUCACAUAUGACGAAGGAGGUGGAAUCUUGGAUUUGCACUGUUACCCCAGGUGAAACACAUAGUUCAGGUAGUGGUGGCAAUCACACCUCUGGUUGCACAGAAUCCCAACAACACAUCGCAGCUUGCGGCAAAGACAACAACCCCUCCCCCCUCCAAGCUUUCCUAUGCGAUCUCCUAAUACCUUUUAAAUGUCCAAAAUUUGUUGAAAACAAAAAAUAUCCACCUUACACCGAGCAUAUUUCCCAUCGCAAUUUCAAUCAAUAUUGCCCAGUACCAAUGGGAUUCAACAAAGACUAUCUUCCUUCGUCUCCUCGCACUGGUCACUAUAUCUAUGAGAUACUAAAUUACUUCACCCAAAACAAAAAUCACCAUAUAAGUCUCUACAACAUAUUCAUAUGUCUAAUAUGCACCGGGUUACGCACUCCCCGUACAGUCGGCGAUCUUUUUGGGUUUUUCUUGUAUCUUGGUGAGAAAAUGAAUAAUGGUGGUUCCCCUAAGGUCGCUGAUGCCAUCGAUACCGAAUCUAAGAAAAUACCAUGGAGCAAUCAAUCAACUCCUAUGACUACCGCUGCCCAUGACCUAGCUGGUAAAACCCAUAUAGAUGACCCUUCUCACCACCCCGCCGAUGCCGACCUCUACACCCUACAUGACAGUGAAUGUGCCAUGAGCGUAACCUGUGGCAAGUACCUUGACCCCCUGUCAUUCGUUAUCUAUUGCAACGUCUCCGUAGCUUUCGCGGAAACUUAUUUGUCCCGUAUAAUUUAUCUCACACACGCUCUGAAAGAAGGUCUUAAAGUAUUACUUACAGAGUUCAACAACCUCACGUGCGAACAUUGUCAAAGUUGUGACUGCAAAGGAAAACAUACGAAUAACCAACACACAACGUCAUGCCUCUGUACUACCAUCGUCCAAUGCGCUGACGUCCUACCCCUUUUCUUCAAAUUCGGCUUCACGUACUAUUACGCAGCUGCAUUAAAUGGUACUGAGGAAUUUGACAGUUCAAAAAAACGCCAAUGCAAAGACUUCGCCAAGCAACUACAAAAUGUCAUCAUCAACGGUGGCCUCUUCAAAAAACUUCUGGAAGAAAUCAACAAAUUCCUCCUUUGCAUCCGCAAACCCUUCCUCCUAUACCUCCUCACAUUCUGGCUUGUGGCCAUUCUGUACUUCAGCUACGGACUAACAAUACCUCUGGACCUGUUCCAUAUCCGUUCACAUUGGAGACGUGCAUUGUCCCAUCAAAUAUCCGUGUUGGCGUUAUUAUCGAAGAAGGCGAUGUCACCAACAAAGGUUGGAUAUUUCACACCGUAA